AAUGGCGAGAACAAGAUUUAUUUGGCAGGGAAACCACCCAAAAAUUAUCUCUGAGACCCACGGUUGUUUAUCAAAAUGAGUUGAUAAGUGAAACAAUUGACAUCUACAUGUAGUGUAAGACAUCUGAGGGGCCGAAGGGUGUAUCCUCCACCAUGGGCUGUACAAUAUCCACGGGGGAGAACGACUCCAACCCAAGGUUAUUCAACGUGUACAAUGUCGAUGAUCAGGGCCAAGAGUUGACACCGGGAAAAAUAGAAGUUGGAAACACAGAACUGAUUCUUUACCAAAAAAAUAAGGAGCCUAUUCGAUGGCCCUUGCGUUGUGUUCGGCGGUAUGGCUUUGAUGCCGAACUGUUUUCUUUUGAAAGUGGGCGAAGGUGUCCCACAGGACCUGGAAUAUAUGCUUUCAAAUGUAAAAAGGCUGAAGCUUUGUUUAAUUUACUGCAGGAAUGUAUACGGCUGGCUGGGCAAGAAGAACAGGAGCGCUACAACGCUUCUAGCUCUUUACCCAUGAAUGCCAUGAGUGUAUCUCGAAAUGAUUCCCUAGAAACUGCUCAGACAACUAAUGCUGGUAAUUUAUUGAACAGUAAUAUGUUUCCAUCUCAAGGAGAGGAGCCCGCAUCACCUGGUCACCAUUAUGUGAAUGGAGAUAUUGCUUCUAAACUUCCUCCAGGACCCAGUGACAGUCGGGUCGCCUCAGAUGAGGAAGGGGACCAUGAGUACAUGAACGCUAGGUUACCUCGGCCUCCAAGUGAAGAAGCUGAGCUGAUCCCUCUGGCUGAUUUGAAUGGGGUUCGUGUGGAAGUGGAGGGGGUUGCUGAACCUGAGGAUAUUGAGGAUCCUGCUUCAUGUGUAAAUUACGCUGUAUUAGAUUUACCGCAAAGUAUGGAAAGUCUGAGCCAUGACACAAAUGUUGCCAAUGAACGUGAUCGUAAGGCAAGUGCCUAUAGUACGGACUCUGAUACACCACAGACAGUUGCUAAUUAUAUGAACCUAGACUAUGUUCCCGAUGAGGCUGGCACUGCAGCUUCUGCACAACAGGACUCAACAUACGUGAAUGUUAAUUCUGAGGGUGUAAAUCAAAAUGGUACACGAGCUGGGCGAAGGGGCAGUAGCACCAGUAACAAUCUUUUGAAGCGGACUUUACAAAAGCAAGCUUCGCUCGAACAGCAUAAUUAUGCUAAUCUUGACCUCAUGCCAAAUGGCAAUGGCACAGCACCGCCGGCUGCACCGAGACCUCCGAUAGCUACGGUGACAGUUCCACCGUCUGCUGCAGCCGCCGCAGCUGCGGCCCGAAGCAACGCUACAAGGAAUGUCAACUAUAUCCAGCUCGACUUGGAUCAUAACAGUGAUGUCUCAAGUGUAACCAGUACAUCGCCAGCAUCACCUAGAAGCAUCGGAUCAAAUGGCCCGGAGUCGCCUGUUAGACGACCAAUGGAAUCGUAUGCCACCAUAGAUUUUGACAAAACUGCUGCUUUAUCCAAUUCUGCUAAAGCAUCCAAUGAUGAAGGGUCGCGGAGAACGCGGCAUAGUAGCACCGUCAGUGACCCUUCUUACUAAAAACACGAGCUGUUGGGCUGAUAGCCAAGAUAUAACUUGUAUGUAAAUGUAAAUGUAGUAGUAGAAUUUACAAGGAUGGAUAAGGACAUGACAAUUUUUUUCAAAACGAGUCCAGAUAUGUUUUCUUAAAAUAUAUAAUAAGACUUUUUGCUGAGUGCUGGUCAUUUUUCACUUUUCAGCAAACUUCGACCUUUUUGAACGAAUUGUGCUAGUCAUGUUUUUAAAUUGUAAAUUUGUGUGUACAUUAGCUAAUUUUUUCCUGGUUUGCGUGGAAUUUUCGAAUCCCUUUGGCAGCUGGGACUCACUGAUUGGUAAAUUCUCAGUUGUUCCCUCAGUCAUAGUCUAUCCCUAAGGUGUUUGUGAGUGAAAAUUUUAUUUACGUGACCCUGAAUUAAAAAUACACUGCCUGAAAAGAAAAAUUGAAUAGGUUGCUUGGGGUGGAGAUGUAUUUCCAAGCAACUUGUCCUCACUUAUUCAGUUUGUUCUUGGUUGUACUUAAUGAGACCAUUUUGUGCAUUGCCUUCAGUGUCCAUUUUUCGUUUAAAUGGGGGUGGGGGGCAUUAUGGUGUUAUGCUUAGCAACAUUGUAUACAUGCACACAAAAAUUGCCAUAACUCUUGACUUUUGACCUGCAUUUAGAAAUAAUCUUUAAAUACCAAAUCGGUCAGUUCAAAUCAGGGCAGUGACAUGCUUUGAUAAUACACAGUGUUGUUCCAAUUUGUAAGUAGCAUAAUGAGGGUUAGAAUUACUGUGGCAUGUCCUGUUUAAAUUUGCGAUGAGUCAGCAGAGUUCUGGUGGGUAAAUAAAUUGGCUAAAUGACAUACUUACACAUGAUUCUGGCAAAUUCUGGUUGGAAAGCAAUUGUUGUCUAACAUCUUUGCUUCUUUAGAUAAAUUUCAAUAAUUGGUGCUAAGAAGGAGCAAAAGGGGUAUGGAACUAGACAUUACAUGACACCAGUGCUGGUUGACAGUUUUCAAUUCUUGUCUGUCAAUGUCGCUGUAGUGGGUAUAUAGACGAUAGUUAACACAUCAGUGGAAUAGGUCAGUCAUCAAUCGGCCCUGCAGAAACUGGCACAGAUCCAGGGGUUUCCCUUGUUCAUGGUGACCUAUGAUUUUGGGUCAUUGAGUGUCACCAGGAUUGCCCUGAAAAUUACAUCUCGAAGCAUCUAGAUUUCAAAACUGUCCUGCUGACUUUACCUUUAAGAGCGCCAAACAGUUUUCAGAAAGUAUAACGUGGUGCAAUUUUACAGGCAGAAAUGUUUAAUGUUGCAUUUAAUAUUAUGAGAGAUUUUGGCUGAUAUAAUACUGAUAAUCACUAUAGUACUGAGAGUAUAAAAAGAGGUAUGAAAAUACGGUGUGUACUGAUUUUAUUCAAUGAGCUCUACAUCAAUAUAAUUAUGGUCUUUAUUAAUGGCGUACUUGCACAGUACAUGUAGUGGUUUGUAGUACAGUGGAACCUCUCUUAGCGGACACCUCUCUAUUAAGGACAACCUCUCUAUUAAGGACACUAGUUUCAGUCCCAAAUAGGUUGCUUCCAUUCAACUUGACAUCUCUAAUCAGGACACCUCUCUUUUCAGGACAGCAUGUGUCAGUCCCGAGGGUGUCCUUAACAGAGAGGUUCUACUGUAUAUUGUGUUAUACAUACAAAAACUUCCAGCUGAGAAAUUUGUCUUGCUGUUGGGGGGUUUCUGCUUUCAUUCAUCACAUCAUCAUCUGGAUGGUACUUCCCACAUCGUAGACACGCGUGAUUUUACCACCAUGAGCGGACCGUGAUAAUUUUUUUACAGGUUUAGAGGUUAAUGUAUUGUACCCAGUUGUCUGUACAAGGGUUUCAUUCUGUACAUUUUUAUGUAAUAAGCAGUGUUUUGGAUCUACUGUGAUUUGAGG
Messenger RNA from Lineus longissimus, 3444 nucleotides. Its product is annotated as fibroblast growth factor receptor substrate 2-like. Gene Ontology annotation, cellular component: cytoplasm. NCBI's taxonomy places the organism in Eukaryota, Metazoa, Nemertea, Pilidiophora, Heteronemertea, Lineidae. Gene Ontology annotation, molecular function: transmembrane receptor protein tyrosine kinase adaptor activity; fibroblast growth factor receptor binding. The record is from RefSeq and is a predicted model, not a curated record. The transcript has 2 exons. Bases 153 to 1559 code for a protein of 468 amino acids. Gene Ontology annotation, biological process: fibroblast growth factor receptor signaling pathway.